AGUCCGGUGUGUACAGUGAGGUGGGGCGGGGCCAGGCGGGAUCUAGCCAAUGGAAAGAUCCAUGCCGUGUCCAGGAAGUGUCUCGACAGCCACCCUGUUUAUAGGAUGGCUCUUGUGUGAGGUGUGGUGAUUAUGCAAGGAGCUCUCUGAGAGGCGGGCUGACUGUUCCAGACAGGAGUGUUCCCUGAAUACUCCGUUCAUAGUACAGUGAGGACAGAAACCAGUGCAACGGCAGGGAAACAACCCCAGUAACACACACAUCAAUGCAGUUACUGUUACUUAUUUUUCUUUAAUUGUGUAAAUUAUUGGUACAGAACCCACACUGCUGCUGCAGCACGUGGUACAGAGAGUCCUCUACAGCCCCGCCAGCAAAUUACAAAGAUGCGCUAACUGCUUACAGGAAACACCAGCAGCUCCAUAACAACCACCUGCCAUAGGAAACAACCCCUUUCUAAAGCUAUUUUAAUGUGUCUGUAUUUCCUUGCCUUUUCAAAAAUAACAAAUACACGUUGCUAUGUAAUUGCAUGCUGUUCUCUGUAGACAGCAUCUGCUGACUGUACGUGCAUACUGUUUUAUUCCACGUGGCACUUUGAUCCGUUUUGGUUUCCUUGCCUGUCUAUUUUUAUAUUCAACAUGUUUAACAUGACUGUAUAACACACAUUUACAACUAUACUUACAGAAGCACCAGCAUGCAUUUCUGAGCGCCUUUUCACCUUAGAUAAAUAUCGCCACUUGAAUUUUACUGGAGAGCAGCGUUUUCACACAUUUUGUUGCAGACGUGACAUGGUCUGUUUCAUCAGGUUCUACAGAUGUACUCGUAUUUAUGUUUUCAAAGGCAAUGCACUGGUUUGGCUCCGUUCUCGGGGACAGUGGUAUGAGACGAUACUAAAAUUGUUUUGUGAAAUGAGAAUACGCAAAUUUAACUUUAUAAAAAGCAGGUUUACGACUCAAAGGUGUUCCUAAAUUGUUUUGCAACAUUUUUAUUUCAAAGAGAGUUCUGUCGAUUGCCCUUUUGUGUAAAUGGAUCAUCACAUUCUGGUUUUAUUUUCAUCUGGUUUUAUUUUACAUCAUAAAAUGGAUAAUAUCCAGCUGAAGAAUAAACAGCUAACUUGACAACUGUUUUUGAAUGGGUUGAGAAGUACAAGUCACCUAGCCUGCUAACUGAAUACUGCGCGGCUAAUAACAAAGAGGUGUGUUUGAGUUUCUGAUCCGUCUCCAAAAUAACGUUCUUCGAGGAGAUGCUCAUUUAUUUAAUGGAAAGCCGGUAAAUUGCUGUGUUGAAUGUACUACAGGAAAGCUAAAGCAAGCGUGUGUGUUUGUUUUUUUAUUGCACAAACCCCACCCCCUCGCGUUUGAGUUUUAAAGUUUAUUACAGCAGGGUUUUUAAAAAGCCUAAUGUGAUUCAAGAAAAAAAAAAAGCAAAGUUAUUUUGUUGAAAAUGGGGGACACUUUAGUACUGCGUGCCACACGCUGGAUUGCUUUAACAACUUCCCCGGUUCCUUGUGUAUGUGUGUGCAACGCUAGUGGUAGUAAGCAUGGGGCUCCCGGCUCUGACUGCAGGAGCGGCACUGCCCUUGCGGCCCCUGAUGUGAUGGCGAGGAAACCCCGUUGACAAGGCACUGCUUUUUCAUGACGGAACUUAAAGGUGUUAAAUGAAUAUCUUCAGGUGCCACGCUAUAACUCAAUUUCCACGAGUUCACCUCAUCGCUACAAAAUGGCAUGUAAACAAAUGGCGAAAUGCGGCACUGUUUCUCUUGCUACAAAAAGUUGGAAAUUGUUCGAGCUCUUGAAAAAAACCUGAAUCACACACAAGUCGCCGAGCAAUUUGGCGUUUCCCAUUCUGUUGUCAUGGAUGAUGACGAUGACCGUCGUCUUCUAGAUAUAAUAGGGGAUGUGCAGGCAUUAAAUGAUUAUCUUCAUGGCUCAAGCAGUAAAUCAAUUGAAGAAGAUGACCUGGCCAGCGCUGCCUUCGGUUCAGCCAACUCCCUGUUUGCCAGUUCCACUAGUGCCGGCCCCCCGAUCCUGAAGGAUGUGAGUAACCACCUGGGGGGACCUGCGGAGGCGGGGCUGCAGCUCUCCAGCAGCCUGCAGUUCCUGGAGGACGAGCUUGGGGGCGCCUCUCCCCCGAUGGGGGGUGAGCUGGGGGAGGAGCAGCCCUUCGACAUCCUGCAGAAAUCCCUCCAGGAGGCCAACAUCACAGAGCAGACCCUGGCUCAGGAGGCCUUCCUGGAGUCGUCCUCCCUCGGCCCGGGCCAGCCCUUCCCUCAGCAGCUGGGGCUGUCGCACCUCCCUCUCCUGCAGCAGCCUACGGGGGGGCACUUCCCUAACAUGCAGCCCCACGGCUUCAUCCAGCAAGUCCACCCCCAGCACCUGCGCAACGGACACCCAGCCGGCCACAUCCAGCUGCUGGGCUCCUUCAAUACCCAGCCCCCCAUGAUGACCAUAAACAACCUGGAGCGACCCCAGAUCAUCCUGAAGUCGGGCCAGCCCUCCUCCCCCGGUAUGGGCAGCGGGCUGCUGGUCCAGAGGCAGCCCAGCAGCAGCAGUGCCGGCUGUGUUCCCAUGUUCAGCCGCUCCGUGGGCACACAGCUGGCCAUGCCCUUCAAAGGCUGUGGGCGCCAGACUCCCCUGCCGCUGCAGAACAUCAUCAUACAGAGGGAUCCUUCUCAGUCUCUGGGGGGGAACGCUGCCAUGGCUGCAAACCAGAGCCAGAAAGGGCCCAUUAGCAUUCAGCCCAAGCCCCUGCAGGUGGGCCAUCAGACUGUGUACAGUGUGAACAGCAUGGGAAUCCAGUCCCAGCAGCAGCAGCAGGGCAGCCCCUACGUCUCAGACAGCUCUCCCCAAGCAGGCCAGCAGCAGCAGCAGAUGACAGUCGACAUCGCCAGUCAUCCAGGGCUGCGGAAAGCCACGCCCGGGCACCAAGGGAUCAACCACUCUGCCAGCAGUAUUGUGAUCCACUCUCCCAUGGGAGGGCAGCACCAGCAGCUCCAGCAGCAGCCCCACUUAUCUCAGAACCAGUUCCUGCUCCCUACCUCCCUCUCCGUCACCCCCAGCUCCAUGGGACACAGCGUCCAGGCUCUGAAUGGACAGAUCCUGCACACCCAACAGGGCCAGCUGCUAUCUAACAAUGCCGACUCAGCCUUCAGCAACCAGACUUCCGCUAACCCCUCCUACUCUGGCUCCAUCCUGGCCAAUCACAAUGCAGCUGUGCAGCUGGUUUCCGGGCAGAGCUUUGCAGCCCCUGGAGGGCAAUUCUUAGUUAAUCAGCAGCUACAGCAGGUCUCUCCCACUGUGCUGCAUCUCUCGCCUUCCCAGGGGAACAUGCCUACAGCCCGGGCAGGGUUCCCCAUGAGUGGGCAGCCGGGAUCCGUGAUGGUCCAAGGCGUUCAGAUCCAGAACAGGUUUGCUGUCAUGAACUCGACUGGCUCCAUGCAUACUGGCUACGGAGCUCAGAGCCAGCCGGGGGUUCAAGGAGGCACUGCCCAGCAAGCCCUGCAGCAGCAGAUACAGGUCAGGCAGCAGGUACCCGUCAGCAUGGGCCACCGCUUCCUCAUCCCUGUGUCCCAAGCAUCCAGCACCAGCACUCUGCACGUGGGGAAUCAAGUGGCACAGCAGCAGCACUUUGAAACACAGCAGUUUGGGCAGAAUCAGGUUCAGAAGGAAUCAAUGAUUCAGACAUCAGCAGGAUUUGUUUCAAAGCUGCAGGAUGGCUCAAGACAACCUCAGUUGGCCAACCUCCUCAGUAACAAAGCUGGUAAGGUCUUGGGUGGAUCAUCGACAAACUUAGAGAAUAUACUGCACCUGCAGAACAGAGUGUCCGGACAGACUCCCCUUCAUCAGAGCACACAGGUUGGUACACAGAAGAGGCCAGCAUCUCAACAGCUAACAAAAGGAAGCUUUAUCCUACAACAGCUGCACAAGAACCAGACCUGCGUCCAUGCAGCCGACCGCUCCCCCUUCACUUGUGUGGACGAGGCGAUACACAGACUGCUGCCUUACCACGUCUUUCAGGGAUCGCUGCCCUCCCAAGAAGAGUUUACAAAAGUGGAUGAUGAGUUUGAGGCUGUGUCCACGCAGUUACUGAAGAGAACACAAGCCAUGCUGAACAAGUACAGGCGCUUACUAUUGGAGGAGUCUAAGCGGCUCAACCCCUCCUCAGAAAUGGUGAUGGUUGACAGGGAGUUCAAUCAGGAGGAGAGAGCCACUCUGACUCGGGGGAAGCGGCUGUCUCUCAUGGACCCAGACGGCUUCCUGGAGGACUUCUGUUGCUUGGCCAAGCCUGCAGAGCAAAGUGCUGGUGAGGAGCCGGCGCCCCCUGACCUUGCUGUCUCCUCCCCGGGCUGCGCAUCUCCGAGCCAGGCCAGGCUCCCGGGACUGAGGGCCGAGCCCAGGGGAUCCAGCCCAGCUCCACGCAGCUCGUUACAGUGCGAAGCAGCAGGCAGCCCUGAGCAGACGAGAAAGGACUUGCAGACUGCCAAGCCCAGUGAGACUCUGCCCAAGGGCCCCGGAGGGGAAGCCCCUCCCCAGCAGGAGGUUUCUCUGAACCAGCACCUGGAGACGGCAAUCAAGAGCAUCCUGGACCUGAAGAAAAACCAGAGACUCCCACUGAGCAGUAACAAGAGUAAUAAUAACAAUAAUAUUAAUAAUAACAAUAAUAAUAAUAACAGCAGCACUGCCACGCCCCCCGCACCGCCAGCACCCCCCCCACCCAUCAGCACAGCACAGCCCAGUUCCACAUCCGCUGAGCCACCAGCAGGGCGGCGCUCCGACAAGCCCCUCACUCCUCGGGCUGGCCAGGGUGCAGCAGACACAGACUCGGCUCUCGAAGCAGCUGUUAACAGCAUCUUAGAAUGUUAGGGGGGCCAUUCCCUCCACCCCACUGCUACCCGCCAAGUGCAGGAGUGCAGAGGCACUGGAGAAUGGAGAGAACACAGCGUUUCAAUGCACUUCAGCACAAAGGGACUUCCUGUCGUAUGACGGGAGAAGGGAAGAGGUGUUUCUUUAUUAGUGAAGAAACGUGUUUUUCUUGACUUUGGAGGUAAAUAUCUUGCCAAAAGGAGUGUGUGUCACGUCUCUAUCAUACUACCAUACUGUGAUACGGAAAAACAAGACUGUGGAGAUAGCAGAUUUACAAAUACGUACAUAUGUAAGCAUAUGUAUCUGUGGUAAAGUGUAUUGAAACAGCCCUGCUUGACCCAAGCAAGCCAUGUAUUGUGUUCAUGUUGUCUGAACUGUGAAGGGGUUCAGCCUGGGACACUAAACAUGUCUGAGAAGGGCGGAAAAUAACUUCUUGACCAAGUAUAUGAAACAGGAGCACUUUUUUUUAUUUGAAGAACAGUAUUUUUGUUAGUAAAAUGUUUUUUUUUUUUUUUUUUGUACCUUAAAGGUAUGUGAAACUCAAACCCAUUGUAAUGAAAAGAGGAGCUGUGUAAUCUCAAUUUGAGGUUCAGAUGCAUUGUAAUGAAAAGAGGAUGCUAAGGGGGCAUUGCCUAUAAUACAUUUUGAGUUGUUUUAUUUUGUAGUUGAAUAACCUUCCUCUGAAUUCACAGCGCCCUUUUGCUGCAGGAGGUCUGGAGCGUGCCUCAUUCUCUUCAUGGAAAGGCUGCAGUCUUGUUUCACUCAGUAGCAUGCUGGACUCCACUGAGCUGUUACUGCUCCGGAUCCGCAGAGCCUCUCUUGAGCUGGUGCUGCGCUGGAUCCGCAGAGCCUCUCUUGAGCUGGUGCUGCGCUGGAUCCGCAGAGCCUCUCUUGAGCUGGUGCUGCGUUGGAUCCUCAGAGCCUCUCUUGAGCUGGUGCUGCUCUGGAUCCGCAGAGCCUCUUUUGAGCUGGUGCUGCUCCGGAUCUGCAGAGCCUCUCUUGAGCUGGUGCUGCGCUGGAUCCGCAGAGCCUCUCUUGAGCUGGUGCUGCGCUGGAUCCUCAGAGCCUCUCUUGAGCUGGUGCUGCGCUGGAUCCUCAGAGCCUCUCUUGAGCUGGUGCUGCGUUGGAUCCUCAGAGCCUCUCUUGAGCUGGUGCUGCUCUGGAUCCGCAGAGCCUCUUUUGAGCUGGUGCUGCUCCGGAUCUGCAGAGCCUCUCUUGAGCUGGUGCUGCGCUGGAUCCGCAGAGCCUCUCUUGAGCUGGUGCUGCGCUGGAUCCGCAGAGUCUCUCUUGAGCUGGUGCUGCGCUGGAUCCGCAGAGCCUCUCUUGAGCUGGUGCUGCUCUAGAUCCUCAGAGCCUCUCUUGAGCUGGUGCUGUGCUGGAUCUUCAGAGCCUCUCUUGAGCUGGUGCUAUGCUGGAUCCUCAGAGCCUCUCUUGAGCUGCUCAGCCUGUGUGAUACAGACUUGCCUGCUCACCCCACACGCAUUAUUGACUGAACAAGAUCUACAUUCAUACCUUGUCAAACUCCCAGGUCUUUAUGCCGAAGUGUAAAAUGCACACGUUUACGGUGAGAGGUAGAACAAAGUUUUCAUGUUACAAAACUAGUUACAAACAGCGUAGGGACACUUUAGAGGUAUAGAAUUUUAGCUUUCGCAAGAAAGGUGCAAAUUGCAAAUUGGCAUAAGGAACUUCCAGCUGAUCUUCAUUUAAAAAAACAUUUAUUAUUAUUUAUUUAUUUGAGCCAAAUCCAUACUUGAAAUAGCAGCACUUUUUCUGAGGAUUGACAUGUAGUUGGGAAUUGAUAUUUUCAGGACGAUGUCAUGUUCAUUUACCAUUCCACAGUCUCAGAAUGAGACCUGAACUCUAAGAGCUUGGUCAGGCACUUUUAUAAGCAACCACACUAUUAAUGGACUGUUCCUAGAGCUUGGAGGUAAAUCCAAGGUGAGGAGUGAACAGGGUAGCCGAGUUAAGAGUUUCCCACUGCAUUGAAAUGUGAGAUUCAGCGCAGGACCAUAUCAGAGAGUGUCUGGUUGGUGGAGAGCUGGCUGGUGGCUAGCUGGUUGGUGGAGAGCUGGCUGGCUGGUGGAAAGCUAGCUAGCUGGCUGGUGGCUGGCUGGCUGUUGGAGAGCUGGCUGGUGACUGGCUGGUUGGUGGAGAGCUGGUUGAUGGCUAGCUGGCUGGUGGCUGGCUGUAUGGUGGAGAGCUUGCUGGUGGCUGGCUGGCUGGUGGAGAGCUGGGUGGCUGACUGGUGGAGAGCUUGUCUGUUGUAGGGGAGAGCGCCCCCCUCUGGUUCUUUGUGGAUCAUCAGACUCAGUUGAUGAUCCCAGAAAUUCUCUGUAUUUUUCUUUUAUAGUGGAAGGAUAUUAACCCUUUGCGGUCCUAUGUCGGACCUGGGCCGACAUUGCAAUUUUCCCUUUCCGGUCCAAUGUCGGACAGGGUCCAACAUCAUCAAAAAGACGUAAAAAACAGGUCUCUAGUCGUUUUUUUCUCCGGAAAAAGCAGAGAAAACCAUUCAAUGGCCGAGUGAGACCGAUAGGAGCCGAGAGAAGCCAAAAAAAAAAAUUACAAGAAAUUUAAUCUCAUGAAUACAGAUAGCCCCGGCACCACAUAGAUAACACAGACAUAAACAAACAAGAUAGCUGCUUCUGCAUCCAGCGCUCAAACAAUAUCACAGACAUUUGCAGAGCUUUUAUUAGAUGUUAUAGUAAUAAAAUAAUGACUUGGAUCGCAUUAUUGAGGAGUUUGGUGAUAAAACAAGUGAUCAGGAGAUGAUUUAUCAGUAUGCACUACUAUGAAGAGGUAUGUGAAAAAUACAGCGAACAAGGGAUGGGGCGGGGCUGGAGAUGCAGUACUGAGUGUCCUGUUGAUAUGCAGUACCUUUUAAACCCGUUUUACUGUAAAAAAAAAAUAAUAAUAAAAAAAAAAAAGACUUUUAAACAGCGCGUCUAAAAUAAACUGCGCAUGUGAAAAUAAAUUGGACCUGACGCGCCUGAGACGCGCUGAAUAAAUGGACCACUAAGGGUUAAUAUAUUUAUACAGUUUUUUUUUUAAUUUUUAAUCCACACUUCAGUGAACAUUUUUUUCAAUGGUUCUUUGACAUGUAUAUACCAUAGAGCAACAUCUCCACUUUGGUCAGUUUGUUUGAGUGUUCAGCUCACACUGGGAAGGCUGCAGUGCUCUUCAGCUCACACUGGGAAGGCUGCAGUGCUCUUCAGCUCACACUGGGAAGGCUGCAGUGCUCCAGCUCACACUGGGAAGGCUGCACUGUCCGUUGGUCUGUGCUCCAGUUCACUCCUCUGCUUCUUCUAAUAUGGGCAGGAUUGUUUUUCUUUGUUUUAAGAGGUUGCAGUUUUGGGACAGAGAUUGUCAUACAUAAGUCACCAUUGAUACUCACAGGGGUCAGGCUGCAUUAACAGCCUGAGCAAUACUGCAUCGCUGUGUGCAGGAGGAGUGAGCAUCACCGCACGCGAGAACAAACCGCAAGCGUGGAGUGAUGUCAUCACUCAUGCCUGUGUGUAAGGCCAGGCAGAAUAUACAGCAAUGCAAUCCAUGCUUCAUUUACUGUGGGCUCAAAGUCUACACUACACCAGCUUCCCUUACUUCAAGACUAGAGAUUAAACAUUCUCUUCUUUUAGGUUUUGACUUUUUUCUGAUUCAUUUUGCUGCUUGUUUUUGUAAAAGAAAGUACUUCUUUGGCCUUAACAGAGUGACUUCAUGAGGAGAAUGUAUUGCUUCACAUGUGAUACACAUUCUUUGCUCUGCGUUUAUUGGUCUCACUUGAAACUUGAUUUGUAAUAAGUUUUUUGUAUAAAAAAGAAAAAUAGAAAAAAUAUUUAUAAUGAAAUGGCAGUUAUUUUUGUUAUGUUGGAUAUAAACUUUGCACAGAGUUGUAAGUAUAUGGUUCACUCUUAGGUUAUACAUUGUUUCAUUGGAUGUUCACACACAAAAAAAUGUUGAAAUUUAAUAUUCAAAUACAGCCAAAGACUUGAAGAGA
Acipenser ruthenus (sterlet) is the source of this 8848-nucleotide messenger RNA. RefSeq names its product BRD4-interacting chromatin-remodeling complex-associated protein-like. The transcript is spliced from 15 exons. Gene Ontology annotation, cellular component: SWI/SNF complex. Gene Ontology annotation, biological process: positive regulation of DNA-templated transcription. The record is from RefSeq and is a predicted model, not a curated record. The coding region runs from base 1738 to 4857 and encodes 1039 amino acids. NCBI's taxonomy places the organism in Eukaryota, Metazoa, Chordata, Actinopteri, Acipenseriformes, Acipenseridae.